AUGCUUAUUGACUUGUUUAUAGGCAGGAAAUAUCCAUGGAUCUUCUGCCGUCCCAACCUGGACCUUGUUACUCUCAUUCUCGCCUUCACAAUGAUUUUGAACCGCCUAAUUCCCACUUCAGGGCUUUCAGCAAUUACCUCGGUCCAGGUGCUUCGGAGUUUCCUUUUCUUUCUGCUCUUCUAUGUUUUACUUAUUAUGGUGGCGCGCAGACAAUCUUCCCGUGACCCAACCUCAAUAUUUUUCGAUCCAACGAAAGCCUAUGAUCCUGUCUAUUCGGCUAUCAGACUUGAGCAGGCAGCUUUUUUUAUCGAUGCAGCAAACAAUGAUACAGAACCGCAGAUACCAGGAGGUCCACGGCAGCCUAAAUUUUGCCUGGGAAUUGCCACCAUUGCGCGAAAGGGGGCCAGAUAUUUCCAAGCUACUGUUGGCACAUUCCUUGAGGGUCUGAGCGAGGAAGAAAGAGCAGAAAUCCACUUGAUUCUAUUUAUUGCACACACGGAUCCGUCGCAGCAUCCUGCGUAUGCAGAGCCAUGGCUAUAUAAGCUAGCAGACCAGGUGUUGCUAUACAAUGCCUCUGAAGUUGACGUUGAUCGUAUACGCUCCCUAGAAACAGACGACGCCAAAAUAGCAGGGCGUGAGAAGGCUCUCUUUGACUAUACAUAUCUCUUAAAGGCGUGUGCAAACAUUGACACGCCAUAUGUUAUUAUGCUUGAAGAUGAUCUCGUCGCUUUAGAUGGAUGGUAUCAUCGCACUCAAACUGCUUUGUCCUCUGCCGAAGAACAGACUCGAGAAAUGGGAGCGGCGAAUUGGCUAUACCUGCGUCUAUUUUACACCGAAGAACUUUUUGGUUGGAACGCUGAAGAAUGGCUUACCUACCUUCUAUUUUCCAUUCUCGUCGUCUGCCUCGUGGUCUGCGUUCUCCUGGUCUCCCGAAAAUACAACGCCUAUGCCCGCUCCGUUUUACCAAAUAUGACAAUACUUCUUUUGAGUGGUAUAUUCACACCAUUAUUGAUUGGGCUCUUUUUUGCCAUGGGCCGAGUGACCGUGCUUCCUCGACCGAACGGCGUACAUCAAAUGUCCAAAUUUGGAUGUUGUUCACAGGCCUUUGUCUUCCCUAAGUCACGGAUACCGGAACUUGUCGGCCUAUACACAUCUAAGCGUAUCGGAUACGUCGACACGCUCACUGAGGAAUAUGCAAAUGCGAGAAAUGAGAUUCGCUGGGCAGUGUCGCCAAGCCUUGUACAGCAUGUCGGGCGGAAGAGCUCUAAAGGUGCUCACAAUGAUGUUUCAUCACACGUCAAGAUCAAGUCUAAGGCAGAUUUGACAGUUGUAGAGAAGCUUUGGAAUUUCGAAUUUGAGAUGAACGAUGCAGAAGCUUUGCGCGCGGAACAUGAUGCUGUGAAGGAGCGAGCAGGUUCUUAA
Messenger RNA from Penicillium egyptiacum, 1422 nucleotides. The record is from the annotation of a GenBank genome assembly. Lineage: Eukaryota; Fungi; Ascomycota; Eurotiomycetes; Eurotiales; Aspergillaceae.